Alligator sinensis (Chinese alligator) is the source of this 1977-nucleotide messenger RNA. RefSeq names its product F-box/WD repeat-containing protein 1A-like. The coding region runs from base 1303 to 1827 and encodes 174 amino acids. The record is from RefSeq and is a predicted model, not a curated record. The transcript has 6 exons. Lineage: Eukaryota; Metazoa; Chordata; Crocodylia; Alligatoridae.
CCUCCAUUGAUAGGAUUUGGGGGCCACGAGCCUGCGGAAGAGGGACACAGUGCCCGGGGAGGGGGCACGUGCCCGGCAGAGACGUGUCGCGGGCGCUCCAGCCUGCCCUGGGCCCAGGGCCUGUGGGGGAGGCAGGUCCUGGUCCUGCCCCUGCUCUGCGGGGGGGUCCUGUGGGUGCGACUCCCCCUCCCCCCCGUCACAGCCUGUCUCCGUCGCUUUUCCUCCCCACCCCCUUUUACCACCGGCUGGGGACCGGCCUCUCUCGCUCUUUCCGCCCACCAUAUUUUCCUUUUCCUCGCUGCUUUUCAAAGAAUUAGCCUGCCCGUUAUCUUGGAUCCUGAGCCAGACACUAGUUUUUGGGGGUGUCUGCCUCCGAGUCUGGUUUGUGUAGAUUAGUGGUUUAGAGACACUGGUUUCAACUCUCGUUUCAUUCCUCUUGACCACAGGUUUAAUUCCAGAUUGGGUUUUUUGUGGUUGGUUUGGGCUGGAAAACAGUCGCAUCAAGACAUUUACACAAACAUCCAUGCCACGUUAACUGACCGUUCAUUUCCGGUGGGCUCAAGUCUUCUGCCUCCGAGGAUGUCAGUUAGUUGACAGGCAGCGUUUGCUCCAAGUUUGUUCUGGAUUAGUCCUUUCAGUGGCACAGAUUUAAAUCUCUUCCUCGGGAGCAAAAAAAAAAAAAGGGGGAAAAAAAAUCAGUUUAAACCCUCAGAAUUUAUGCCCCAGGUGGAACUAGCGAAACACUUGGUACAAAUCUUGGUUUUCAUUUGCACUUCAAAAGCAGUAGAAAUUCUCAGCGUAUAAUGGCCUCCAUUUAUUUUCUUGUACAAUUGAUAGCCCCUUGAAGCCUUCUCUCCUCCUGUUCAGACCAUUGGACUCUUCUCUCAGCGCCCUUUAUUUUUGUUAGAUUUACAGGCUUUCGGGUGGUAGAGGUGGGAAACGUAUGCGGUGCCUGAGUAGCUUUGGGAGUCAAAAUUGCCUCCUUUCAUCUAUAAUCGGUCAGAAGUUUGCAAGAGAUCCCGUUGCGUGUGGAUCUGGCCAGCUACUGAUGGAAAAUGUCAUGUUGAAACCUCAUCCUGUGAUGACUUCAUGAAUGAAACAAAUAAAAGAAAGAAAGGGGAAAGGAAAGACAAAGAAAAGACCUUAGAGGGGUCCCCUCCCACCGUCCCCGGAGUGUCAGAAAUCAGUUUAUAGAUUUGACAUUUUGCAAAGCAAACCGGACUGUGUUUUCCUGGUGAGAGUGUGUAGGUGCGGCUUAUUGCUGGGCUGAAAGGAAGGUCUGGUCCCUCCUGUUUGUGCUCUAUGCCCAGAUCUCUGUGGCUGGGCUGCUCCAGCCUGGCGGACAGCAUGCCCUCGCUGCGAUGCCUGUAUAACCCAGGGACUGGCGCACUCACAGCUUUCCAGAAUUCCUCUGAGAGAGAAGACUGUAGUAAUGACGAGCCCCCUAGGAAGAUCAUUCCAGAGAAGAAUUCACUUAGACAGACCUACAACAGCUGUGCCAGACUGUGCUUAAACCAGGAAACCGUGUGUCUAGGAAGCACCGCGAUGAAGACGGAAAACUGCGUGGCCAAACUUGGAGCGAUCUGUGCAGGAUCCACCUUUGAACCAGCUCUCAGCUGUUGUUUUUUCAGCCUGGGCGUCACCGGUGCAAAGCUGGAUGUUGUGGCCCCUUUUUAUUUUCCAUUAGUAAAUGGGCCUGUUGCACGACUGGCACUGCACGCAGGUGACUCGCUGAGCAGCUUGUGGGCCUACAGCCUGCCAUCGUUCAGCUUGCAGUCAUCCUGGGUUAGAGGUGCAGUCCAUGGAAACUACAUAUCCCAGCAUUAAGUGCUGCUCUUCAAUUCAAGCAGCCAGACUGGUCUCUCAGCUCAAGAGAUAAAGUAUCGCGUACUGACAUCUGAAGUCAGACACAUUUUUUUUCUUUUACCGAGUAGGUGGAACCCUCCUUGACAACAUACCAGUGCAGCCCUCAGUAAA